AUGGUGGCCCUUGCAAAUCAAGAGGCCUUGGCCCAUGAUGAAGAAAUCAUGGAUGAUGUUGAUUCUGAUGUUGAAGAAUCGGACUCAGGUGAAGAAGCUCAGGCUAAGCCUUCAGACAAAGCUAUAUACAACAAGGAGGCUAUUCUUGAAAAACUUGAAGACAUAGCCUGGCCCAAGAACGUGGACUGGAUGCACAAGCUCACUAUUGAGCAUGAUCAGGGGGAGAAAGUUGAUGUCAACGAUGAUCUUGCCCGCGAACUUGCGUUUUACACCCAAGUUUUGGAUGGCACAAGGCAGGCCUUUGAGAGGCUGCAGUCGAUGAAGGUCCGGUUCCUUAGACCAACAGAUUACUAUGCUGAGAUGGUGAAGACUGAUGCGCACAUGCACAAGAUCAAGGGGAGGUUGUUGUCGGAGAAGAAGAGGAUCGAGGAGGCUGAGGAGCGGGGAAGGCUAGAGAGUCCAGGAAGAAAGCAAAGGAGGUUCAGGCUGAGAAGAAGAAGGAGAGGGCUAAGCAGAAGAAGGAGCAGAUUGAGUCAGUCAAGAAGUGGAGGAAGCAGAGGCAACAAGGCGGAUUCACCAAGAGAAAUGAUGAUGUGCCAGACCUUAAUUUUGAAGGAGAAGAAGGAUUUAAAUAAUCAAAGAAAAAGAGGCCUGGUGUUUCUCCUGGUGACAGGUCUGGUGGUCUUGCUAAGCGAGGUAAAGAAGGAAAGAACAGGAGGACAAGGGAUUCCAAGUUUGGGAAUGGUGGUCGUAAAGGGCUGA
This is a messenger RNA of Miscanthus lutarioriparius, 762 nucleotides long. The record is from the annotation of a GenBank genome assembly. Lineage: Eukaryota; Viridiplantae; Streptophyta; Magnoliopsida; Poales; Poaceae.